Syngnathus acus (greater pipefish) is the source of this 5850-nucleotide messenger RNA. RefSeq names its product AMP deaminase 2-like. Bases 480 to 2771 code for a protein of 763 amino acids. Gene Ontology annotation, cellular component: cytosol. Gene Ontology annotation, biological process: IMP salvage; AMP metabolic process. Gene Ontology annotation, molecular function: AMP deaminase activity. Lineage: Eukaryota; Metazoa; Chordata; Actinopteri; Syngnathiformes; Syngnathidae. The record is from RefSeq and is a predicted model, not a curated record. The transcript has 18 exons.
CGGGCUGUUUAUCCUCUGCAAACCGGUGAAACCCAGGAAGAAUCCGAGAAGCACACAGGGGAAAAGAGAGCGAGGCAGAGAGAGGGGGGCUGAACCAGAAAAGAGGGGGGCAACUCGAUCAACACCGUACUGACAGCACAACAGCAGAAGCCUAGCGGAAAAAGAAGGGACGUUCUGUCAUCCUGGUGCUAGAGCAGCUUACGCUGUAAGAAUAUCCCCAUCGCUCUCUAUUUACUGACAUUCUCUCAUGUACCGGGCCGACGGGGGAAGGUACAGCGACUGUCCCAGGCCUAGUUAAAUGUCCCAGCAUCCCGCAGGAGCUCCGACCAGGCCACUGCGACAUUAACUGUGAAAGCAGGACAAGACAGGGCAGAGGAGAUCUGUGCGGUGAAUCUGGGUCCAAAUCCCUCAAGCCCCAACGUUCCCUCCCGGGAACCCCCGUCUCUCUGAAACACUUCCCGGUUGACCUUCGCACCUCCAUGGAAGAGAAGUUCAAAGAAAUUGCAGAGGAGCUGUUCACGCGCAGCAUGGCAGAAAGUGAGAUGCGCAGCGCCCCCUAUGAGUUCCCAGAAGACAGCCCCAUCGAGCAGCUGGAGGAGCGCCGGCACCGACUCGAGCGGCAGAUCAGCCAGGACAUCAAGCUUGAGCCCGAAAUCUUGCUCCGCGCCAAACAGGACUUCAUGAAAAUCGACAGUGCCGCAGAUUUCGAGUUAAUGAAGGAGAAAAGUGUUGAUGCCGUUGACAAUGGCAUUAAGGAGCGGGAACUGCCGAUGGAGAGAGAGUAUCAGCGGGUUUCAAUAUCCGGAGAGGAAAAAUGCGGGGUGCCCUUCACUGACCUGGUUGACGCUGCCAAGUGUGUGGUGAAGGCUUUGUUCAUUCGAGAGAAGUACAUCACCAGAUCGCUGCAGUCCUUUUGCAAGACCACGGCUCACGCCUUGGAGGACCUUGGCUUGAAGCCACUGGACUUGAGAAUCUAUGACAAAUUCCCCGAGACCCCCGUCGAUGCUGAUGCCCCCGUCCACCCACCUGUUUCUGAGACGCACCCUUAUGAGAAUCUGGACCCCAAAAUUCUUCCUUCCGAUACGGAAUAUAGCUGCAAGAUGGUAGAUGGAGUAAUGCAUGUUUAUACCAAGAACACGACAGAGAAAAGUACACUAUUAGACCUGCCAUAUCCUGACCUGAAAGAAUAUAUUGCAGAUAUGAACGUAAUGAUGGCCCUCAUCAUUAAUGGCCCUGUGAAAUCAUUUUGCUACCGGCGCCUCCAGUACCUAAGCUCCAAAUAUCAAAUGCACAUCCUCCUAAAUGAGAUGAAGGAGCUGGCGGCCCAGAAGAAAGUUCCUCAUAGAGACUUUUACAACAUACGCAAAGUCGACACACACAUACAUGCGUCGUCCUGUAUGAACCAAAAACACCUGCUGCGCUUCAUCAAGAGGGCCAUGAAAAAAUACCCCGAGGAGAUUGUACAUAUUGAGCGCGGCCGGGGUCAAACCCUCAAGGAGGUGUUCGAGACCAUGAACCUGACGGCCUUCGACCUGAGCGUGGACACGCUUGACAUGCAUGCGGACCGUAACACGUUCCAUCGCUUUGACAAAUUCAAUGCCAAAUACAACCCCAUCGGAGAGUCCAUCCUCCGAGAGAUCUUCAUCAAGACUGACAAUUGCGUUGAGGGGAAAUACUUUGCACACAUAGUCAAGGAGGUUAUGUACGAUCUUGAGGAGAGCAAAUACCAGAACGCAGAGCUGCGGCUGUCCAUCUACGGUCGCUCUAGAGAUGAAUGGACCAAGCUGGCCCAGUGGGCCGUCAAACAUCGGGUGUAUUCGGAUAAUGUGCGCUGGCUUGUCCAGGUGCCCCGACUUUUUGAUGUGUAUCACACAAAGAAGCAACUGGCUAAUUUCCAGGAGAUGCUGGAGAACAUCUUCCUGCCUCUAUUUGAAGCCACCAUCAACCCCCAAAAUCAUCCUGAGCUGCAUCUCUUCCUGGAGCACGUGGUGGGCUUCGACAGCGUGGAUGAUGAGUCCAAACCUGAGCACCACAUUUUCAAUCUGGAUAGUCCUCUGCCAGCCAAUUGGAGAGACGAGGACAACCCGCCCUACUCCUACUACCUCUAUUACACCUACGCCAACAUGACCGUGCUCAAUCACUUGCGCAGGAGGCGAGGCUUUCAUACGUUUGUACUGCGACCUCACUGUGGGGAGGCGGGGCCAAUCCAUCACCUGGUGUCAGGUUUCAUGCUAUCUGAGAACAUCUCCCAUGGGCUGCUGCUCAGAAAGGCUCCCGUGCUGCAGUAUUUGUACUACCUGGCCCAGAUCGGCAUCGCCAUGUCCCCUCUUAGCAACAACAGCCUGUUCCUAAGCUACCACCGCAAUCCGCUGCCAGAGUACCUGUCAAGAGGCCUCAUGGUGUCCCUGUCCACGGACGAUCCCCUCCAGUUCCACUUCACCAAGGAGCCUCUCAUGGAGGAGUACAGCAUCGCCACUCAGGUGUGGAAGCUGAGCUCCUGCGACAUGUGCGAGCUGGCAAGAAACAGUGUUCUCAUGAGUGGCUUUUCACACAAGGCCAAAAGCUACUGGUUGGGCCCCAACUAUUACAAAGAGGGCCCCGAGAGCAACGACAUCCGCCGCAGCAACCUCCCCGACAUCCGGGUGGCGUACCGCAGCGAGACUCUCACCGAGGAGCUGCAGCUCAUUACGCACGCUGUGCGCACUGAGGAGCUGGAGACCAUCAGCGAGGAGGACACGCUGAGCAUGGGCCCUCUGCCCGAGUGCUGCUAAAGCACACCGAGCGUCAGCCAUGUCACCUGACACCCGAGGUCAUCGUAAGGAACUAGUCCCGCCUGCACACUUCCAAACCUCACACACAUUAUCAGCAGCCGGCGUUAGGAAGGUCAGCUGGGCAUCCAUCCAUUUUUGCAUCCAUCCAUCCAUCCAUCCAUCCAUCCAUCCAUCCAUCUAUGUGUACUCACUGUGAUGCACCGUAGGCCGAAUCUUCAUUGUUCUUGAUGAAUAUCAAAAAUUGCACAAGCAAAUGUUUGCGGCUCAAAGCACAGCGACAAGCACGAUUAUUAUUCCUUCACGCUUCUGUCAGAACAUUCCACUGAGAGAAAGAGAAUGAAGGCGUUCUUGUGGGACCUCAACCGUAAAUCAAAUGUACGUCCCAGCAUUACCUCACUGUGGCCAUGAAGAAUGCUUCCUCCACACUUUAUUGGCCUGAAAGUUUGUUUUCAAAAUUAACAUGAUUGUUCCUUUGCAUGCAUCGCACUGUACAUAUGCACCAAAUGUUCACAGUGCCUUGUUCAUUCUUUUUCACGCAGCAUUACCUGCAUCUAGAAUUGGUUGUUCAAAUGAAUGGAACUGAAGUCACCUGGCGGCAUGCACCUGAUUUAGGGAUUUUUUUUUUUUUUUUUUUUUUUGCAUGCCUGCAUGAGGCAUGUGAGGCAGCAUGCCCACCAACCAGCUAUAGAAUUAGCAUAGAAAUAGGCUACCAUUCAAAGAGUUUGGGCUCACUUGGAACAUAUUUUGUAUAGAAACAACCUGUGACAACAUACAAUGUCAAAAACUGUUUAAAAUGCGUGUGCUGUAUCAACAAAAGCAUAUCGCUCGCCAUGACGUCCGCUAGCCAGAGGCUGAGCUGCGCUGUAUUUGUUUACGGAGUAAACUAGCGGCUAAGCUGAUGAGUUAAUGUUCCAUGUGGGAACUUGGUACACCUUUAUACAGUAGUGGGAAAAUCCAACUAAGAAUACAUGUCAUGGUUUUACCAUGUCCCCAAAAAAGUGUUCUAGUAUUGAUAUUUCAAAGUGACACCCAAACUGUUGAAUUGUAUAUUUUGUUUUUCUAUUAGCCCAUUGACCAUGCUAGGUCGUGGUCCAGACUGUUGCUUGGCUCUUGUAGCAAUUCAAACUUGACAUGUUACAUCUGAAAUACUUGUGCAUCAACUAAAGAAUCACCUAUAACCUUACAUUGAUAAAUAAUCUCAUUCAGGCCACCAAGCAUUUUAUAUGAAGGAUUCAAUACAAAGUGCAGUGGUGCCUUGAGAUACGUAUGAGUGACUCGAGUCACUUAACAGUAGUUGUGAAACUCUUCUUCGUGUCUGGCUGUCUAUUACACUGUGCCCUGGUGGCCAAGUGCACAUGUACGCCAGAAGGAAUUAAUCUUUUUGUGUAACUGUUAUUACUGCAUGGGUUUAUAAAGUACAAUAUUAUGGAGUACUAUCUACUAUCUGAGUUUUUUUUUUUUUUAGGGGGCUGAAACACUUUCAUUUAAAUAUGGAAAGGUGAUUUGAAACAUAAAAAUUUCGAGUUGCAAGCAUGAAACAAAGUCAACAUGUAUAUCAAGGCACCACUGUGCAGUGUUCCCCCAUGUUGCGGAGGUUCGGGACCAAGCCCUGACCUGCAAGUAUUUGAUGUUGCUGCUACAAAUGAAAUAUAAUUGCCUGUAGAUGUCACAAAUUGCUGACCAAGCACUACUUUUCUAUUACACUAUAUCCUGGCUUGACUUUAAUAAAGAUAACCUCAUUACAACACAGUACCUUGGCACCAAGAUGACAUAAAAUCAAUAUGUUUAGGUUGGACAUCACACAAAAAUGUCAAACAGGUGACUGUUUCAGCAGAUAGAAAGAUGGGAUGAAUUUGCGUGAGAACACUGUAUACUGAAAUUUCAAAAUAGUGGCCUCUACUCUAAUUGACACCAAGCUUGAAUGCUUCAAUAAACAAGCACAUCACUGAACACAGCAAAUUACAGUAAUGAAAUACCCCCCAGACAGUAUUAAUCAAAAUGGAUCAUUAUUGUCUUCACAGGGACAAAACUUUCAAUGUAGCCCUUUGUAGAUUGUGCAAGUGUACCUGAAGAUGUUGCCUAUUCUCUUCAUUUCCCCCCAUUUUGUCAUUUAGUUGCUACGCUAAGCUAAGGAGGUGCACCGCAGAUAUGCUGCAAAGUAUGAGACUGUUGACCUUAUUAUACAAAGUGUAUUUUUAAAAGCGUGUAUUAGUGAUUUUUGUACUCGUGUUAAUCUGAUUCUGUUAAUGUUUAACAUAAUUAUGAUGCUGCUUGGCCAUUGUGGAGGCGGGUCAUUAUUGCUUAACUCAUUCUUUUAUUGCUUGUUUGAUUAAAAAUAAUCUCUUAAGGCACUGGUGGGGAAUCACAGCAUUACACCAAUAAAAUAGAAAUAAUGCAAAAUUAUUUUUAAACUAUAUUCUGACUCAUAUAAGAGGUUUUAUUUGGUGGUAUCUCAUGUAGUUUUGGUUGACUUGAAAACAAUAGUUGGUUUGCCAGUAUUUGGCGACAUAGAUGGUCCAAAUUUGUGUUACGUAUUAGGUGUCGUGUAGCAACAAUUAAUAAUUGCACACGCUCUGACCUUCAUGUUAAUAUCAACUCUCAAGUAGUAUCUUUGGCUACAACACGUGUCGUUUUUUUCAGCCCAGGGGGAAACCUUAAUGUGACCCAUGCCUAAACAAUCUAUCUUUCCAUUGUUUACCACAAUCUAACCAGCAGUUUCCCCAUUUCAUUGUCAGUGUCCACAUUUAAAAAAAUAUAUAAAUUCUGAACGUAAUGUCAAAUUUUAAUUUGGUUGAUUGUCUGAUGUUAAUUUUCAGAUUAAUGUAGCUCGUCCUACCUCACAAUGCCUAAUCCUGUAGUUAUUAAUAUUACAUUUUAUCUUAUUACACAAAUGAAUGGCAUCUUUUAAAAGUAUUCAAAUGUUAAAUCCGAGUAGUUUCUAUCAUUUUCUUUGUUCAAAUUCCUUAGUUAUUGCUGCCUACUGUCGGUCUGUAGUGAGAUUAUCAGCACACAAUAUAUUCACAAGAAGAAAGCUAACAUGUCUGAGCAGUUCAAAUAAAGCACGAUUCUUCAUCACCUA